AUGUUUAAUAUGACGAGCGCCAAGAAUCCCGCUCAGAUGAAGAUCCUCGUCCUCGGCCUACCCAGAACGGGUACCCAGAGUCUUGCCGGUGCUUUAAAAUUGCUCGGCUAUGAAAAGGUCUACCACAUGAAAGAUAAUUUUGUUCGAGGAGAUCAUGCAUUCUGGUCUCAAGCUAUGGAUGCAAAAUUUGCCGGGCAAGGGAAAAGCGUGGAUCGAGAAGCUUUCGACCAGCUUUUCGCCGGCGAGUACAUGGCAGUGAGCGACUAUCCUGCUGCUAUGUUCCCCGAUGAGUUGAUAACCUCUUAUCCGUCAGCUAAAGUGAUAUUGCUAAGCCGCGACCAAGACGCAUGGAUCAAAUCAAUGGAAAGCACACUUUUGCAUGCAUGGAAUUUAGAAAAGGAAAAGGACAAGAAGGACAAGAAGAUGAAAAUACAAACGCAAACGAAAGUUGAGAAUGAGAUCGAAGCAAAGGUUAUCUCACCCCGACUCCUUCGCAAUGAGAUGGUUCAAAAGAUGCAAAGUUAUGGCUGGAAUGAUGAUUUUGAGGUCAAUGGGCCUGAGCUAUUUCAGAAGCACAAUGAACAUGUGCGUCAACUCAUGAAAUCUCGACCGGGGGACUUUCUGGAACUCAAUGUCGCGGACGGGUGGGAGUCGCUCUGUCGGUUUCUGGGGAAAGAGAUCCCUAAUGAGGGAUUCCCAAGGAACGACGACUGGGCGAAGUAUAAGGAAGAUGUGAAGAGAUCCGUAGCACAUUAUUAG
Penicillium verhagenii is the source of this 759-nucleotide messenger RNA. RefSeq names its product sulfotransferase family protein. The record is from RefSeq and is a predicted model, not a curated record. NCBI's taxonomy places the organism in Eukaryota, Fungi, Ascomycota, Eurotiomycetes, Eurotiales, Aspergillaceae. The coding region runs from base 1 to 759 and encodes 252 amino acids. The transcript is spliced from 3 exons.